This is a messenger RNA of Botrytis sinoallii, 1233 nucleotides long. RefSeq lists its product as uncharacterized. The record is from RefSeq and is a predicted model, not a curated record. Gene Ontology annotation, molecular function: RNA helicase activity; RNA binding; ATP binding. Lineage: Eukaryota; Fungi; Ascomycota; Leotiomycetes; Helotiales; Sclerotiniaceae. The transcript has 6 exons. Gene Ontology annotation, biological process: mRNA export from nucleus; mRNA splicing, via spliceosome. Bases 1 to 1233 code for a protein of 410 amino acids.
AUGUCUGCCGCCGAAGAAGAUUUGAUCGAUUACUCUGAUGAGGAGCUCGCAACAACAGAGGCACCAGCACCAGCUGCUGGCGCAAACGGAGGAGUCAAGGGUGAUUCAGGAAAUUUGACCGUGUCUGGAAAUGCAGCUGCGGCCAAGAAGGGCAGUUAUGUUGGUAUCCAUUCGACUGGUUUCCGCGAAUUUUUAUUGAAGCCGGAGCUUCUACGAGCCAUUUCCUGGUGCGGAUUCGAACAUCCUUCGGAGGUUCAGCAAGUCUGUAUUCCCCAAGCGAUCCUUGGUACAGAUGUCCUAUGCCAGGCCAAAUCUGGUCUCGGUAAAACCGCCGUUUUCGUCCUCACAACUCUACAACAAGUCGAGGUAGUCGCCGGUGAAACAUCCGUACUUGUGAUGUGCCACACUCGUGAACUGGCUUACCAAAUUCGAAAUGAGUAUCAACGCUUCUGUCACUUCAUGCCAGAUGUCAAAAUUGGUGUUUUCUACGGUGGAGUUCCUAUAGCAAGGAUCGUUAAGGUUUUUGUUCUUGACGAGUGUGACAAGAUGUUGGAUCAAAUUGAUAUGCGUCGCGAUGUUCAGGAAAUUUUCAGAGCCACACCACCACAAAAGCAAGUCAUGAUGUUCAGUGCUACUCUUUCUCAAGAGGUUCGACCUAUCUGCAAGAAGUUCAUGCAGAACCCUCUUGAAAUUUAUAUUGAUAAUGAGACAAAGCUCACCCUCUAUGGUCUUCAACAAUAUUACAUCAAAUUAGAGGAGAGAGAAAAGAAUAGACGUCUCAAUGAAUUGCUAGAUGAGCUUUCAUUCAAUCAAGUCAUCAUUUUCGUCAAGAGCACAGUCAGAGCCACUGAACUUGACAAGCUCUUGCGCGAGUGUAACUUCCCAUCAGUUGCAAUCCACUCUGGUGUCAGCCAAGAGGAACGUAUCAAACGUUUCAACGACUUCAAGGAUUUUAACAAGCGUAUCUGUGUUGCUACGGACGUAUUCGGUCGUGGUAUUGAUGUCAACAAGAUUAACUUGGCCAUCAACUACGAUCUCCCACCUGAUGCAGACUCAUACCUUCAUCGUGUUGGACGUGCUGGUCGUUUCGGAACCAAGGGUCUUGCUAUCUCAUUCGUUAGCAAUGAGGCAGAUCAAGAGGUUUUGAAGGCUGUUGAAAAGAGAUUCGAAGUUGCACUUCCAGAGUACCCCGAGGGAGGUGUCGAUUCCGCCGCCUACACCAAGACUGACUAA